CUCCUUCUGGGUUCAUGCGUCUCGUUUUAUGAACCGCAUCGUCACCGCCACCCAGAGCCUGAAGGCGGUACUUGUCUGAAUGACUGAGGUGACCAAAGGUAUAGUGGCCACCUGUUGUCAGGACACUCGCUGGUGAGUGGUCAGAGGUGCUUUGACUUCGCUGAACUGACAGAAAACACAAACCUGCAGCAAUGUCUAGGUGGCUGAAUGACGAUGAAGUGUUGGUCGGUCAAGGCAGUGGUGAGACUGUAGCAAUGAGCCCCAGACUACGGGGUCUUCAAGGUCUUCAAGGUGGAAGCCCAAGGCUGAGCCGGGGACACCACUCACCGACUUUAUCCAGAGAGACGAUGACAGCAAGCCCGCAGGGAGAGACCAUGGGAAAGGCCAAGGAGCUGUUUCUGCUUUGUGACAAAGAGGGGAAAGGCUUCAUCACAAAGCGGGAUAUGCAGAGGCUACAAAUGGAGCUGCCGCUGUCUCCCGAACAGCUGGAGACAGUGUUUGAUAGUAUGGACAGAGAGAGCAAUGGAUUCCUUACUCCUAUCGAGUUCAACACAGUGCUUGGGGAGUUGGUGGAUCUGGAGGACUCGACUGAGUUGAGUCAAGAUGAAGCAGGGGAGGCUUCAGAUCAGGUGGACUGGUUCCAGGAUGCUGCUGCUGGUGGAUGUGUGAACAUACUUAUGGAGCUGGGUGCUGACAAAUUGUUGGAAGAUCAGCAGGAGCUCUGUUCUCUGUGGCGUGAGCUCCAGAAAGAAAGACCAGAGCUGCUGAGUGUCCUGGAAAAUGUCCUGGUCCACACAGUGUCCCGCCUACAGGAUGCUAUCAGAGAGAGGGACUGUCUGGAGCAAGCGUUAUGCAGACGAGAGCGUGAACACGAUCAAUUUGUUCGGACCAUAUAUGAAGAAAUGGAAAAUCAACACAAAGAGGACAGACAGAGACACCAGGUCCAGGACAACAUCAAACAGAUGCAAAGAGGACAGCAUCUUCAGGAGGAGCUGAAGAUGCGAGAACAAGAGCUGGAGGUUACACUGAACAAACAGAAAGAGCUGGAGACCAGAAUCCGGCAGUUGACCUGUGAGCAGGCAAACUUUAAGGAGCAGAACCAGCAGCUGCGGAGCCUCAACAUCCAGCUACAGGAGCACGUGGAAACCACCAGACAGCAGCUGCAGGUUGCUCUGGGUCAACUCAGUCUGCUGCAGCUCAAUGAUGCCCAGGAACAGUCAGCCAGACAGAGAAAUGUGAUGAGGGUCUCAAGGAAUAUUCAAAAAGAAAAGGAGAGCCUCUUAAGGCAACUGGAGCUGUUGAGGGACAUGAACAAAAGGCUGCGAGAUGAGAAAGAUGCCCAGCAGACUCAGAAGAGGAAUCCAAUUGUCACAAAGGUUUUGCAGAAGCAAGGCUCAAUCAUAGGUAACUACUUACUACAAGAGAAGCCACUGAAAAGACAGCUGAACUCACCCAAUGAGUUGGAACAGGACAAAGACAAAGUGGCGACAAAUGCAUACCAGAAACACCAACUGUCAUGUAGUGUCAGGUGUGAAAAUGUUGAACAGACUCAAAUUCAGAGCAACAUUGUCAGUCCUCAGCGAGUGUUCAAGGUGGUAUUCUUGGGUAGCUCGGGUGUGGGUAAGAGCUCCUUCAUCCAACACUACUGCACUGGGAGCUUCUUGAGUAAUUUGAAUGCUACUGUUGGGAUGGAUUUUCAGAUGAAGAGAUUAACUCUGGGCUCCAUCACCAUCACCUUGCAGCUUUGGGACACUGCAGGACAGGAGAGGUUUCGCAGCAUCACUGAGCAGUACUACCGAAAGGCUGAUGGCGUCCUUGCCAUGUAUGACAUCACUCACUCCCCCUCCUUCACGGUGGUGAGAGGAUGGAUAGACUCUGUGAAGGAGAAGAUGAGUGAAGGUGCUGUCUUAAUGCUGCUGGGGAACAAGCUGGACCUGGAGGACCGAACUGGCAGAGAAGUGGAAACAGAGGAUGGGCGGAGGCUGGCUGAGCAACACCAAGCUUUGUUUUACGAGUGCAGUGCCAAAACGGGUUGUAACGUGGAGGAGCUGAUGGCUCACCUGGCAAGGAUGUUGGUGGCUCAAGAUGACCAACAUUAUGUAAAUGCACUUUUACUGACUGAGGAAACGUCUAAAAAAGGCUGCUGCACAUAGACAGAAGAGGAAAGACUUCUGAUUAACACUCUAAAAAUGUCGAUGGGCUGGGGGCAGACAUGUACUGUAUAAAGCUGGUGAGGGCCGAGCUGCCUGCUGUGCCAAAAGAGGAGCGACACUCAGAC
Messenger RNA from Solea solea (common sole), 2278 nucleotides. RefSeq names its product calcium release activated channel regulator 2B (gene cracr2b). The coding region runs from base 192 to 2153 and encodes 653 amino acids. NCBI's taxonomy places the organism in Eukaryota, Metazoa, Chordata, Actinopteri, Pleuronectiformes, Soleidae. Gene Ontology annotation, molecular function: calcium ion binding; GTP binding; GTPase activity. The transcript has 19 exons. The record is from RefSeq and is a predicted model, not a curated record.